Messenger RNA from Ananas comosus (pineapple), 1299 nucleotides. Its product is annotated as protein ANTAGONIST OF LIKE HETEROCHROMATIN PROTEIN 1-like. The transcript is spliced from 3 exons. Bases 11 to 1231 code for a protein of 406 amino acids. The record is from RefSeq and is a predicted model, not a curated record. Lineage: Eukaryota; Viridiplantae; Streptophyta; Magnoliopsida; Poales; Bromeliaceae.
UACAGUUGAAAUGGGUGAAUUAUUGAAUCGUUAUGUAUUCUCGUCGCCAACAUUAGUAAAUAUUAUGACAUUGCUUGAUGAAGAAGAUGAUUACUGGGACCAAGUAUUCGUGAUACUUUAUCAGCAGGACUAUCUUACAUUUGCUGCUAACACGUUGCACAGACGGCCUUGUAGAACGCGUCCUUUUUCAGGGCAUGAAUUAGUUACUGAUCUUCUCAAUGGCCAUCCAGAUAGAGGGUACCAGCACUUUCGCAUGUCAACAACAAAUUUUAUGGCACUUCGCGAUGUGCUGCUUGCUCGAGGUUUGAUACGAGCAACACGACGUAUGACAGCCGAUGAGCAGUUAGCAAUAUUUCUAUUUUGUGUCGGUCAUGGCGUGGGAAAUAGAGUGUUGGCAGAAACAUUUCAGCAUUCGGGAGAGACAAUUAGUCGACACUUCAACAAUGUGCUACGCGCGCUUGUAAUGCUGAAGGACGAAUACAUGAAUUUGCCGCCAAGUAAUGUGACGACGCAUCCAAGAAUUCGGGACAAUAUAAAUUUUCAUCCAUUUAAGAAUGCAAUUGGAGCGAUAGACGGAACGCACAUUCCUGUGUGUGUCGAAAAGAGUGAGCAACCACGUUUUCGCUGCCGCAAGGGAUUUACUUCACAAAAUAUGAUGGCUGCCGUAUCAUUCGACCACAUUUUCUUCUUCAUUUGCACUGGUUGGGAAGGAUCGGCUGCAGAUAUGCGUGUUCUUCGAUGGGCGUGCGAUUCGGGGGGUUUUACAGUUCCCGAAGGUAAAUAUUAUUUGGUGGAUUCGGGGUACGGAAACACUAACCGAUUUCUAGCACCUUACCGGGGUGAGCGGUAUCAUUUAAGCCAAUUUGACACUUCUACGCGGGCUCGCACGCAUCAGAAUCCUCCGAAUUUAUAUAAUCAUCGGCAUGCGCAAUUGAGAAAUGUGGUAGAGAAGAGUUUUGGUAUUUUAAAGAAGCGGUUUAAGAUUUUAACUCAAGCAACUCCAUUUCCUAUCAAAGUUCAAUGCUUGAUACCUAUGGCAUGUUGUGUGCUGCAUAAUUUUAUUCGUCGACAACAAGGAAAUGAUAGAUAUUUUGUAGAACAACUAGAGCAAGAAGCCCCUGAGGGCGAUGUUGGCGAUCCACAGCCUAUUCCAAGUGGAGGUGAUGGUACGACACGAGGGGAGUCAUUGCGGCGCUCUAUUACCGACCAAUUGUGGAAUAAUCGAUCCUGAUGAAUCCUGCUUUGAUCAAAAUAUGUAGGACUACAUAUUAAUACCAUGUGUAAUAAUUUUAUGUAAUG